This is a messenger RNA of Pocillopora damicornis (cauliflower coral), 2979 nucleotides long. RefSeq names its product ectonucleoside triphosphate diphosphohydrolase 8. The record is from RefSeq and is a predicted model, not a curated record. Gene Ontology annotation, molecular function: GDP phosphatase activity; ribonucleoside triphosphate phosphatase activity; UDP phosphatase activity. Gene Ontology annotation, cellular component: plasma membrane. NCBI's taxonomy places the organism in Eukaryota, Metazoa, Cnidaria, Anthozoa, Scleractinia, Pocilloporidae. Gene Ontology annotation, biological process: nucleoside diphosphate catabolic process.
CAUGUCAGUUUCUCGUUUCCUUAUCUUCUCACGUACGCUGGUCCACUAAGUAUUAGUAAAAUACUUUUUGGAACAGCUUUUAUUCGUCUAGAUGUUGUCAACAGACGAGGAGGAUAAUUCACCGCUCAUUCAGAGGACUGAAAUCAGGAGUUCUGUGUGCCAUGUGCGAGACUGGGUUGGCUGUAUUGUGGCAACAUUCCUGAUCAUCUUUGGAAUCAGUUGUAUUUCAGUAAUUAGUGUGUACAAGGCAAAGGUCAAAAAUGAGUAUGGCAUUGUACUGGAUGCAGGAUCAACACAUACCAAUAUGUUUGUUUACAAAUGGACAGUUGAUGAUGUUGUGAAAGGCACAGCACUUGUGGAGGAGAUUGGAGAGUGUGUUGUUAAGGAUAAAGAUAAUCAUGUGGCAGGAAUAUCAAGUUAUGUAUCAGAUCCUGCUGAAGCUGGACAGUCACUACAGGGUUGUAUAAAAAACACAGCAAAGAAGUUGAUACCUUCCUACCUACGAAAAAGGUCACCAAUCUACCUUGGAGCUACUGCAGGCAUGAGGUUGCUUAAGGAGAUGAAUCCCGCAGCAGCAAGUAGUAUCCUUGCAUCUGUACGAAAAACAUUGAAGAGCUCACCCUUCAUGUUUGAAGAUGACUAUGCCCGUAUCAUCAGUGGUGAAGAAGAAGGACUAUCUUCCUGGGUUACUGUCAACUACUUAAAUGGUAACUUUAAUACUUCACAGGAAACAAUAGGAGCUUUGGACAUGGGAGGUGCAUCUACACAAAUAACAUUUACUUCCUCCAAAGCAGCUCAACAUUCUAGUAAAUUAAAAUUGUAUGGGACAAAGUAUCAGCUGUAUACACACAGCUACCUAUGUUAUGGCAAAAAAGAGGCAGAGAGAAGAUUUUAUGCACAACUUGUUAAAGAAUCUAACUCAACUGCAAAAGUUUACAACCCAUGUGGACCCAAAGGCUACAUGCAGAACAUAACAUCCACGUAUCUGAGGAGUUCUCCUUGUGUGAAAGGACUUACCUCCAACCAGACUACAUUUACUCUGAUGGGAACUGGGAACUACUCCCUUUGUUCCAAAGAAGUCAGUAAACUUUUCAACUUUACAUCAUGUCAGGGCAACAGCAGCUGUUCAUUUGAUAGUGUUUAUCAACCAACCACGGAUGGAAAACAAUUUUUUGCAUUUUCUGGUUAUUACACUGUUACUAAAGAUCUUAAUCUCACAAGCAACGCGUCACUUGAUCAGCUACAAGCCUCCGCAAAGAAUGUCUGUGGGAAAUCUUGGGAUGAGAUUAAAACUAUCCCCACUAAGUAUCCACAGUUCUUGCCGUUUUACUGCUUCGAUGCACAGUACGUCUACACGAUACUUUCACGUGGAUACCACUUUGAGAAUUCAACCGCCAAAUUGCAAUUUGUCGGCACGGUUAACCGUCUUUCCCUCGGCUGGGCUCUCGGUUUUAUGAUCAACGCCACAAAUUUAUUACCAAUCGAAAAGCCUGCCCUCGUCUCAAUUCACCUGUUCCACAGUGGUGUUUACGUAGUAGUGGUAAUUGUUGGUGCUUUACUUCUCAGUACUGGGGUCCUUAUAUGCAUAAUGUCCGCCGGGAGGAUUUACAAACAAAGGCAAUCAAACGUGCAAGGACUGGUGCUGUGAUCAAGAUCAGUGGUUACUGUGCCCUGAUUUCUGGGUCGCGCGCUGUCUUGACAAAGUCAUGUGACCAGUAAUGGCGAAUUAGAAAAAAAAUGAAGAAGGUAUCAAAUAUUAAGAAAGUGCAUAUUACCACAGAAUUGCUUUUAUUAGACGAUAUUAUUUUUAUAAGAGCGCAUUGCAAAGAGACAGUGUUAACCAGGUGUGCGACUGGAUGUUUUGAAAAGCGAUUGUAGCCUUUUUCGAAUUCAAGGUGAGUUUUUUUCUAUAGAAUAUGUAUGUAGAAAAAUAAGCAUAGGGUUUGAUCUCAAUGACGACAGAUCAGGGCUGUCCAGGCUCAACGUUUAAGUAGUUUAUCAUAUACUUAAAGCAGAAAAUAACAGCUGGUUAUUGUUUGAUUCUGACCAUUCUAAGAUCCAAUAGUAAGUAAUCUUAUCUAAGUAGUUACCUACUCAGCCUCACUCACUUGUCGAACUUUUUCCAACUGUCAAUUACUGUAUCGAUUUGUAGUGGUUUCUCAAAGUUCUUGGCCGCGCCUUUCCCCACCCCCACCCCACCAUUUCCCGCUAUAUUGAGCCCACCGUCAAUGAAGAAAAAAUAAAGCCUCACUCAACUUGUAGAUGUGGAUGCGCCAGUAUUUGAGAUUUACAAGCAAGCAAAGAAUGGUUGAUUCAUACGUGAAGUCUUUUCUUGAAAGGUUUGUUUAGAAAUUGUAUUGAGAGAAAGAAGCGCAAUUUCGAAUCUCAAUUACACCCAUUCAGGGCUCUUGGUUAUAAAAAUUUCGGUGAGUCCUGUUCUAUCUUAGCUCUCCUAAGAUUCAAAGGUUACCCUCCUCCGAUCUCCAAACAUGGAUUUCAAAUAUUAAUUCGUAUAAUUUGGUGUUAAUUCAAGAUAACGGCACCUUAAUGAUUUUUUAUCCCGAUCCUACUGAGGCUAGUUCAUUUCUCCCGUGAUUCAAAAGGGUUGAACCAACUGGUAAGGAUGGGUAGGAAAUAACUACAAUUUUAACUUAAGAUCCCUCUAUUUUAUUGUAGUAUCACAGAUAACUUAUACUUAUUUAGUUUUACUUAUUUACUUAUACUUCGUGCGAACAUGCCUAAUUACAUCAAUGUUACAGUUGAUUUUUUACGUAAUAGCUACCUACUCCUGAAAUUUUAUAGAAACUCAACUUUUGUAAUAACUUACACUAAAACUCAACAUUAAAGACUAUUUUGAAUCCACUAUGGUUUUCACUUUUUGAAAGUGGCUAUGUCUCGGGACUACACUGAGUCAAGUGAAGAACGUGUGUUAUUUCUAACUUGUAACUGUGUAGUGUAUUAAACUACGGAACAAGACAA